UUAAGAGAUUUUAAGCCCCUUACAUCAUGAUGUUUUUCCCUCCUUAGUAAUAACCCCGAAGAGUUGUGGUUAUUAUUCUGGACAGGGAGAGUAAGGUGUGAAAGGUUGAACAUGAACUGCCCUAGCUCUCACCGCUAGUAGAGCUAAAGCAGGCCCUGAAACCAAGGCCUUCAACUCUGAGUUCAGUGCUCCCUCCCAUGUAACGCCGUCUCUUCUUUCCACCCUCCCUCCGAGGAGUAGUGGAAGGGACCUCUCGGUAGGAGGAGGGGUGUGGUGGGGGCCAGCAAUUAGGAAGGAGAACCACCUGCGUUGACGGUCAUUUACCCAAUUGUGCUUUGUGGGAUAUUCAACCCAAGGAAUGUGGCACACCUGGCCGAGCGUAAGAGGAAGCCCAAGUUCUCCAAGGAGGAGCUGGACAUUCUUGUCACAGAGGUGACCCACCACGAAGCAGUGCUCUUUGGGAGGGAGACCAUGCGGCUGUCCCAUGCUGACAGGGACAAGAUUUGGGAAGGCAUAGCCCGGAAAAUCACCUCCGUCAGCCAGGUGCCCCGCUCCGUCAAGGACAUUAAGCACAGAUGGGAUGACAUGAAACGGAGGACCAAGGACAAGCUGGCCUUCAUGCAGCAGUCCCUGUCCGGCCCUGGGGCCGGGGGCCGGGCCCCCACCAUCGUGCUCACAGCCCACGAGAGGGCCAUCGAGUCAGCGCUGCUCACGGCCCGUGCAGGGCGCGGCUUCCCCAGGGCAGAACUGGAUGGCACCGACAGCCCUUCGACCAGCUAUGAUGAAGAUGAGGAGGCGCCGGGGCCCUCAAGGCAGCCUCUUCGGGUGCCUCUGCAGCGGUCUCCGGAGGAAGAGGCCCACCUGGCCAGGCCCGCCCUGCUCCGUUCAUCCUCCUCCUCAGACCAGUCUGAGACGGUGGGCCCCAAGCCAGAGGCCCUGCCCCAUCCCUCGCCCCAGGCCCAGGCUGCCUGCAGGACCCCUCGGCCGCACCCCAGCCCACCUACCACAGGCCUUGACUGGCAGCUCCUCCACGUCCAUGCCCAGCAGACCGAGGUGUUCCGGCAGUUCUGCCAGGAGCUGGUGACCGUGCACCGGGACAUGGCCAACAGCAUGCACGUCAUCGGCCAGGCCAUGGCCGAGCUGACCAGCCGCGUCGGUCAGAUGUGCCAGACGCUGACAGAGAUCCGGGAUGGGGUUCAGGCAUCUCAGCGGGGGCCAGAAGGGGCAGCCCCUACGGGCUCCACUCCCCAGGCCACCCAGGCCCAAGCCCCCCUGCCAGAGCCCCCACCAGCUUCCCCAGCAUCAGCCCCCACACGGACUACCAGGUCUCGGAAGAGAAAGCACAAUUUCUAACCCAGCUAGUCUGCACUAGGAGGAAGAGUCAUGGAGGAGGGAUGUCUGGCCUCACAACAAGGGCCAGUCUCUCGUGUCCAGGAACAGGAUCGAUGACCCUUGUAGGACACUGGGGGCGCUGUCACCUCCUCACCGAGCGCAGCUCGCUGCCCUGUGGUCUAACAGAGCAUGUAUUCAGCCCCGCACCCUCAUCUUUGGCGGAUGCUGAAGAUGCAAGAAAAGCCACCUGCUUGAUGCUUGCUUGGCCUGGAGAUCGUUCUCCUCUUGGUCUGUGUCCCGUGGCGGCAGGCCUUGCAGGGAGGGGGGGGCGCAACAGUGGGGAGCAUCCGAAUGGAGUCCCGCUUUCCAACCUCGGGGCUGCUGCAUCGGCCUGCCACGUGUGACCUCCCAGGCCCUGCUGCUGCUGCUUUUGAAGGGGUUGAGGCCUGAUGGGCAGGUCAAGUCAGUCCUUCAGGCAAGGGUCUGCCCUCCCUUGCCGGGGGUGGUGCCCGCCUUGGCCCUCCGCUUGCCCUUGUGCGCGUGCUCAGCUGCUGUGCUUGCCUUUUUUGGAGUGGGGAGAAGAAUGGGAUGACGUCGGAGGAAGGAAAAGACUGUCUUGCAUUCAUAGAGAGCACUUUAUGCUUUUCCUCGCCCUUGCAGAGGGGUGGUCUCAGUGGGGGCUCAGGACAGUCAGCUCGAGGCAGCCAAGUCAGGUAUUAUUAUGAUCAUUUUUGUCAUCAUCAUCUGUAUAAGACAAAUGACACAGCCAGUUAGUGAGAGGGCCAGGACUGGAAGCCAGGGUAUCGGUUUUCCCAGCUCCCCUGUCAGAGGCCAGAUCUGGAGUAGUGGGAAGAGGAGGUGGGGGGGCAGGUCUUGCCCCUUGCCAGGCCUCUGCCCCUUGCCAGGCUUCUGCCCCCUGUAUCUCUGCUUCUGCCUCAGCUGUCCUGGGUGAGGUGGGAGGCACCUAGCAUUUAGCAGGUGAUUCUCCCACCCUGCCCUGGCUCUAUGGCUCAUAGCCAGUGGCUUGGAGAGGCAGGGCCAGAUCUCAGGAGUGGAGGGCAACCUCUUCCCUGGCUUCUAAAAGAAUCCAGAGCCCAGUGGGGCUCAUGUCCCAUUCCAGGUUCCAGCAUGCCUUGCCUCUGCUUGCUCGGGCUGCCUACGCACUAGCUACAUACACCUCUAGCUUCAUGUUCCAUGUUGGAGUGUGGGGAGAAAACUGGGUUCUUAGCGUUAGGGAGGGAAGUGGCAGGUGGCAGAUACAAGCUUAGCUCUGACCUGGGUGCAGCUCAGCUCUGUGUCCUUUUUUUUCCCUGACCUGAAGCUGACCCCAGCAGAAGUCCCCCAGCCAACCCCUCCACCCAACAAUCCCCCACCCUCCCAUCCUGCCCCCAGCCAUAUGGGAGCUGGGUGGAUUGCAGCACCCAUUGCCUUCCAAGUCUGUUCCUGGAGUGCUGCUUGUAAACCCAAGGCAAGCUUUGUCCCACGUAGGGAGAAUGGAAGGUGACUGCAAUGUCCCUGUGCCUUUGGCUCCAUCUCCCCAUUCUGUGGUUCUUUGGGGGUUCCUACUUCCCUCAAACUGAACACUCUCCUGUCCAACAGCCCGAUGGCUUAAUUAUUGCCUGGAAUUGCCCGGCCUUCUAUGCUGGAAUCAAAGAUUGCCUUCCGAAGUAUUUUUGUUAAGAUGGCAAUAAAAAGAAAUCAAUCUCACUCUUUGAACACA
Molecule: messenger RNA, 3052 nt
Organism: Nomascus leucogenys (northern white-cheeked gibbon)
Lineage: Eukaryota; Metazoa; Chordata; Mammalia; Primates; Hylobatidae
Product: myb-related transcription factor, partner of profilin
Exons: 3
Coding region: 472-1353 (293 amino acids)
Biological process (GO): regulation of transcription by RNA polymerase II
Cellular component (GO): nucleus
Molecular function (GO): RNA polymerase II cis-regulatory region sequence-specific DNA binding; DNA-binding transcription factor activity, RNA polymerase II-specific
Source: RefSeq, a predicted model, not a curated record